This is a messenger RNA of Mya arenaria, 1329 nucleotides long. RefSeq lists its product as uncharacterized. Gene Ontology annotation, molecular function: protein binding. Bases 121 to 849 code for a protein of 242 amino acids. NCBI's taxonomy places the organism in Eukaryota, Metazoa, Mollusca, Bivalvia, Myida, Myidae. The record is from RefSeq and is a predicted model, not a curated record. The transcript has 2 exons.
CAAAACUGUGCAGCAUCAUUUCACAUCUCAUCAACACAAAACUGCAGUGUUUGUUUUAUACUCGUAUGGACAAUAUUGGUUUGAGAUUGCUACAGAGCUCAGGUCUUGAAAAUAUAUCAUAUGAGAAUCACCCUUGCUUCCAUGCUGGCUUCAAGGUGCAUCUAUCUGGGACAACCAAUUACACAGGAUAUCUUCAACUGGUACCAGCUGUCAUUUGACUCUGACCUUAUGUCCAGUAGGUUGAAGUUUGCCUCCAUGUUGUACUGCAGCAGGCAGUAUGAGGAAGCUGCAGAAGUACUGACUUACUGUGAAGGGCUGCUGGGACCAGAAGUGUGGCAGUGCUGUGGACAUGAUGGAAGGAAAUGCCUGAAAUCAAGCACUGAGUUUGGAAACAAGUUGAUAUUCAACUCAAACACAGAGAUGCUGAAGAAAUACACAAUGAUGUGUAUAACCUUCACAAAGGAAGAAAUGAACUGUAUUCCACAACAUCUUGCAUUUGAAAUGCUGAGAAGUAUAGAAGGUGAAGACAGACCAGAACAUGAAAGGUGGAUGAACCAUGUAGUCACUGACUGUGUCCCAUUCCUUUAUUACUUACAGCAUCUCACCAACUGGGAACUACACCAACCCCAGAGAGCACAAGCAGCCCUACAUAACCUACAUGAGUACACAGUGGGGACGGACUUCGGCCACAUUGACACAGCCCACAACAUGCUAGGCCACUGUUAUGAACUUCAGAACAGGCUGGACCUGGCAUGGAUGUGCUACAACAGAUCAAUGGAAAUCUACGAUACAUACAAUGUAUCCAUCUGGCAUGCAGCCAGGAUACUUCAUCAGUUUUUACAAAGUUGAUAUAAACAUUGAUUGAGGUUUUUGAUCUGAGCUUCCGAACAGAUGGGACCUGGCUUGUAUGUGCUACAACAGAUCAUUUUGAAUUUAUGACAGAUCCCAUCUGGCAUGUAGCUAGGAUACUUCAUCAGUUCUUACAAAGCUGAUAUCCACAUUGAAACAGCCUAAACAUGAUGGGUCACUGAUGUGAACUUCAGAACAGACAGGACCUGGUUGGGAUGUGCUACAACAGAUCAUUUUGAAUUCAUGACAGAGUCAAUGUCUCCAUCUGGGAAGUAGUGAGGAUACUACAUCAGUUUUAAGUGUAUUAAAAUACUUUAAAUGCUUAUUUUCAAUUUGAUGUCUCAUAUUCCUUUUAACCACACACAUACAUAUACAUCGAAGUUUGUAUAUAAUUAUGUGUUUUUUAUUAUGUAUAUGGAAAUCUUAGUGUGUAUAUAAUUAUGUUUUUUAUUUUAUGUAAGAAAGAAGAAUAAAAAUUGA